AUGCCUUACCUCUACCGGGCCCCCGGGCCCCAGGGGCACCCAGCUCCCAGGGACGCCCGCAGCACCCACUCCUCGGGCCAGAGCUUCGAGCAGCUGAGGCAGGAGUGCCUGCGCAAGGGCGUCCUCUUUGAGGAUGCUGACUUCCCUGCCAACAGCUCCUCUCUCUUCUACAGCGAGAGGCCCCAGAUCCCCUUCGUGUGGAAGCGGCCGGGGGAAAUAGUGAAAAAUCCGGAAUUCAUUCUUGGAGGGGCCACCAGGACCGACAUCUGCCAGGGGGAGCUCGGCGACUGCUGGCUGUUGGCUGCCAUCGCCUCCCUCACGCUUAACGAAAAAGCGCUGGCGAGAGUUGUGCCCCUGGACCAGAGCUUCGGCCCCGGCUACGCUGGGAUAUUCCACUUCCAGUUCUGGCAGCACAGUGAGUGGCUGGACGUGGUGGUCGAUGACCGGCUGCCCACCUUCAGGGACCGCUUGAUCUUCCUCCACUCGGCCGACCACAACGAGUUCUGGAGCGCCUUGCUGGAAAAAGCCUACGCGAAGCUGAACGGGAGCUACGAGGCUCUGAAGGGGGGCAGCGUCAUCGAGGCCAUGGAAGACUUCACCGGGGGCGUGGCAGAGACCUUCGCGACUAAAGAGGCUCCAGAGAACUUCUAUGAGAUCCUGGAGAAGGCCUUGAAGAGGGGCUCCCUGGUGGGCUGCUCCAUUGACAUCAGAAAUUCUGCAGAAUCAGAAGCCCGGACACCAUUUGGUCUUAUUAAGGGUCAUGCCUACACUGUGACAGGAAUUGACCGGUUAAACUUCCGAGGCCAGAAAACCAAGCUCAUCAGAGUGCGGAACCCGUGGGGCCAGGUCGAAUGGAACGGGCCCUGGAGUGACAGUUCCGCCGAGUGGCGAGCCGUCAGCCCAGCCGAGCAGCAGCGCCUGCGCCACACCGCUCUCGACGACGGAGAGUUCUGGAUGGCAUUUAGCGACUUUAAGGCCCAUUUUGACAAAGUAGAGGUCUGCAACCUCACGCCCGAUGCCCUGGAGGAGGACGCUCUGCACAAAUGGGAGGUGACGGUCCACCAAGGAAGCUGGGUGCGGGGCUCCACGGCCGGGGGCUGCCGCAACUUCCUGGACACCUUUUGGACCAACCCACAAAUAAAGCUGUCCCUGACUGAGAAAGACGACGGGCAGGAUGGGUGCACGUUGCUCGUGGCUCUGAUGCAGAAGGACCGGCGGAAACUCAAGAGGUUUGGCGCCAACGUGCUGACCAUCGGCUAUGCCAUUUACCAGUGCCCGGGCAAAGAGGAGCACCUGAACAAGGACUUCUUCCGGUACCACGCUUCCCAGGCCAGGAGCAAAACCUUCGUCAACCUCAGAGAAGUCUCCGACAGGUUCAAGCUGCCCCCCGGGCAAUACAUCCUGAUUCCCAGCACCUUUGAGCCCCAUCAAGAAGCCGAUUUCUGUGUGAGGAUCUUUUCCGAGAAGAAAGCCAUCACCCAGGACCUGGACGGAGACGUAAACGUCGAGCUUCCUGAGCCUCCAAGGCCGACGCCACGGAGCCAGGAGACGGAGGAGCAUCAGCAGUUCAGGGCCCUGUUCGAACGCGUCGCCGGGGAGGACAUGGAGGUGACUGCAGAGGAACUCAGACAUGUUUUAAACGCUGAGCUGCGAAAGAAAAAGGGCAUCAGAUUCAAGCAGCUCAGCCUGGUUUCCUGUAAAAAUAUCAUUUCGCUAAUGGAUACCAGCGGCAACGGGAAGCUGGAGUUCGAUGAAUUCAAGGUGUUCUGGGACAAGCUGAAGGCGUGGACAGACCUGUUCCUUCAGUUCGACGCCGACAGGUCCGGCACCAUGUCCUCCUACGAGCUGCGGACCGCCCUGAAAGCCGCAGGCUUUCAGCUGAGCCGUCCCCUCCUGCAGCUGAUCGUUCUCAGGUACGCGGACGAGGACCUCCAACUGGGCUUCGACGAAUUCCUCAUCUGCCUGGUCCGGCUGGAGAACGCCAGCCGGGUGUUCCAGGCCCUCAGCGCGAAGAACAAGGACUUCAUUCGUCUCAACAUAAACGAGUUCAUCACCCUGACGAUGAACAUCUGA
Molecule: messenger RNA, 2073 nt
Organism: Pteronotus mesoamericanus
Lineage: Eukaryota; Metazoa; Chordata; Mammalia; Chiroptera; Mormoopidae
Gene: CAPN9
Product: calpain 9
Exons: 20
Coding region: 1-2073 (690 amino acids)
Biological process (GO): proteolysis
Cellular component (GO): cytoplasm
Molecular function (GO): calcium-dependent cysteine-type endopeptidase activity; calcium ion binding
Source: RefSeq, a predicted model, not a curated record